AUGUCUAGCCGCUUCGUAUCGGCUGGCAAGAUCGGCUCAUCUGGAGAGAUCUCGAAAGACGCGAGUGGUGCAGAAUCGACACCUCAACAGCCGCUUCACAAUUCCGCCAAAUCCAAAGAAUGGGAAGCGGUUGAGCAACAGUUGGAAGCCGAAAGAAAGAAGCGCGAGGAACAGCGCAUUAAGGCUGCUACAGGAGAAGGCGAGAAGACCUUGUAUGACGUCCUCCAGGCAAACAAAGCGGCAAAACAGGCCGAAUUCGAAGAGCAGACCAAACUACGUAACCAGUUUCGUGCAUUGGAUGAUGAUGAGAUAGAGUUCUUGGAUGAGAUACGCGCCAACAAGCGUGCAGAAGAGGAACGCGUGAGACGAGAGACGGAAGAAGGUCUAAAGGCAUUCCGAGAGCGACAAAAGGGUGAUGCUGCACAGGGCGAAAACGUUGGUGCUAAAGAAGAAGGCGAGUCAUGGGAGAUUGGUCGUAAGAGGAAACGCACGAAAGAGAAAGAUGUCAAGGGCUUGAGGCGAAAAGUCAGCGCAGCGGAGGAGAAAGAAACCGGGAAGCAAGAUACAAAGCCAGUCGAAGGCACGAGCUAUGAUACGUUAGAUGACAAGUCCAGGACGACAAGUCAGUCAGCUGCUAAGCCACCAGAGAAGAAGGGGCUAGUAUUGGUGGGCUAUGGGAGCAAUUCAGAUGAUGACGAUUGA
Molecule: messenger RNA, 702 nt
Organism: Fusarium mangiferae
Lineage: Eukaryota; Fungi; Ascomycota; Sordariomycetes; Hypocreales; Nectriaceae
Exons: 2
Coding region: 1-702 (233 amino acids)
Cellular component (GO): nucleus
Source: RefSeq, a predicted model, not a curated record